This is a messenger RNA of Tripterygium wilfordii, 2608 nucleotides long. RefSeq names its product glutamate--tRNA ligase, cytoplasmic-like. Lineage: Eukaryota; Viridiplantae; Streptophyta; Magnoliopsida; Celastrales; Celastraceae. Gene Ontology annotation, cellular component: cytoplasm; cytosol; methionyl glutamyl tRNA synthetase complex. Gene Ontology annotation, molecular function: ATP binding; glutamate-tRNA ligase activity. The record is from RefSeq and is a predicted model, not a curated record. Bases 214 to 2406 code for a protein of 730 amino acids. Gene Ontology annotation, biological process: glutamyl-tRNA aminoacylation; translation. The transcript is spliced from 6 exons.
GAACAUAGCGCACACAGAAUUUUAAGAAGAAAAGUUGGCGGUACUUGCCCUAAUUUUAACGCUAACAGUGACUCACUGACGGCGGCUGGGCUGCUAUAGAGGUCACAACUUUUACUGAUACUUCUAUCAAUCUCUAACAUUCCUUUGUUGCUCAAUCAAUCUCGAUCUGUCCUUAGUGGGUUAACAAUUGUAUUUUUGGGAUUGCCAUCAAGAAUGGAGAUUAAGCUGUUGACUUUCCCGGUCGAUAGCCCUCCUCUUUGUGUGAUUGCCGCUGCUAAAGUUGCCGGGAUCACUUUGCCCUCCGAGGCUUCCGCUUCUGUUCCCACUUUGCUCUUCUCUAAUGGGCACAAAUUGCAUGGGACAUACAUACUUCUUCGUUACAUUGGUCGCGUUGCCACUAUUCCCAAUUUCUAUGGUCAGAAUGCCUAUGAAUCUGCCAAGAUAGAUGAAUGGCUAGAAUAUGCUCCCAUUUUUUCAACUGGUUCUGAAUUUGAGAAUGCUUGCAACUGUGUGGACAAGCAUCUAGAGAGUUGUACUUUCUUGGUUGGGAAUUCUUUAUCAAUCGCAGAUAUAGCUAUCUGGUCUGGUCUUGCAGGGACUGGUCAAAGAUGGGAAAGUUUGAGGAAGUCCAAGAAGUACCAAAAUCUGGUGCGGUGGUUCAAUUCAAUAUCUGCAGAGUUCAGCGACUCCUUGAAUGAAGUGACAGCAACACAUGUUGGCAAGAGAGGCUUGGGAAAACCAAUGACAGCAAAAACGAAAGAGCAACAGAUUGGUAACCAACUGUCAAAGGGUGUAAAUGGAGACACUUCGGAGAAGGGAAAACCAGGCAACAAAUCUACAUAUGAAGUAGAUCUUCCAAAUGCUGAAUUUGGAAAAGUGCGCUUGCGAUUUGCUCCUGAACCAAGUGGGUUUCUUCACAUCGGCCAUUCAAAGGCAGCACUUUUGAAUCAAUACUUUGCUGACCGCUACCAAGGUCAGGUGAUAAUACGGUUUGAUGAUACCAAUCCUGCUAAAGAAAGCAAUGAAUUUGUGGAGAAUCUUCUAAAAGACAUCGCGACUCUUGGUAUAAAGUAUGAAACUGUUACAUAUACAUCAGAUUACUUCCCUCAGCUGAUGGAAAUGGCCGAAAAGUUGAUCCGCGAGGGCAAGGCUUAUGUUGAUGACACCACACGUGAAGAGAUGCAGAAACAAAGGAUGGAUGGUAUAGAAUCAAAAUGCAGGAACAACAGUGUAGAGGAGAAUUUGAAGUUGUGGAAGGAAAUGAUUGCGGGAUCUGAACGGGGUUUGCAAUGUUGUGUGCGUGGGAAGUUGGAUAUGCAAGACCUAAACAAAUCCCUUCGAGAUCCAGUCUAUUACCGCUGUAAUCCAAUUCCCCACCAUCGUAUAGGGUCAAAAUAUAAGUUAUACCCAACCUAUGAUUUUGCUUGUCCAUUUGUUGAUGCUAUUGAAGGUAUAACGCACGCACUUCGAUCAAGUGAGUACCAUGAUCGCAAUGCACAGUAUUACAGGAUUCAAGAGGAUAUGGGGUUAAGGAAGGUUUACAUUUAUGAAUUCAGUCGGUUGAAUAUGGUAUAUACUCUUCUCAGUAAGCGUAAGCUUCUCUGGUUUGUUCAAAACGGGAGGGUUGAUAGCUGGGAUGAUCCUCGUUUUCCCACCGUGCAAGGGAUUGUUCGUAGAGGGUUGAAGGUUGAAGCAUUGGUACAAUUUAUUCUUGAACAGGGGGCAUCGAAAAAUCUCAAUCUCAUGGAAUGGGACAAGCUGUGGACUAUCAACAAGAAGCUAAUUGACCCUGUUUGUCCUAGGCAUACUGCUGUUGUCGAAGAGCGACGUGUUUUGUUGACCCUUACCAACGCUCCUGAGAAACCAUUUGUUCGCACCAUACCGAGGCAUAAGAAGUUUGAGGGAGCUGGAGAUAAGUGUACAACAUACACAAACAGGAUUUGGAUAGACUAUGCUGAUGCGGAGUCCAUUUCAGUGGACGAGGAAAUUACUCUAAUGGAUUGGGGCAAUGCAAUAGUGAAAGAAAUUGUGAAGGACAAGGAUGGAAAUGUUACAAAUUUGACAGGGAUUUUGCAUCUCGAAGGAUCUGUGAAGACCACUAAGUUGAAGCUCACCUGGUUGCCCGAAACUAAUGAAUUAGUUAAUCUCUCACUGUUGGAGUUCGACUAUCUGAUCACAAAGAAGAAGCUGGAUGAGGGAGACGAUUUUCUUGAUGUGCUUAACCCAUGUACAAAGAAAGAGACAGCUGCACUUGGGGAUUCGAACAUGCGAAAUCUGAAGCGCGGUGAGGUUUUGCAGCUGGAGAGGAAGGGCUACUUCAGAUGCGAUGUUCCUUUCACUAGGCCUUCAAAGCCGAUUGUGCUAUUUGCCAUUCCAGAUGGCCGCCAGCAAACUGUGUCAAAGUAGAAAGUUUACAGUUGGGGUGUACCCUUCUGCUUUAAAUGUCGUAUUAAUAAAUUUCAUGGGCGACUGCUAUGUUACUGCAUUACUAUUUGUUAAUAUUAAAACUGCAUUUUUGCUAAAUUGUUUUUAGUUACAUGUGAAGCCGUAUGAUAGACCAUUAAUUACAAAACAAUAUGAAAAGAGAGGGGCACAUGGCAUUGUUUGA